Schistosoma turkestanicum is the source of this 1210-nucleotide messenger RNA. The record is from the annotation of a GenBank genome assembly. NCBI's taxonomy places the organism in Eukaryota, Metazoa, Platyhelminthes, Trematoda, Strigeidida, Schistosomatidae.
CAGCCGUGUUAGACAAGUGCAUUUGCCCGCCUGUUAUGUACCAGGUUGGAGCACAGUACCAUUGAUGUGUGGGACUUUUUACAUAGUCAGAUUAUAGGAAUGCAUUCAAAUCAGCUCCCUUUGAAUUCAUUCCAACUGCUAUCUGCCAGCAUCUGUUACUAAGGUCUGAGUUUUCGCUUUGAAAAUGGAGCUUGAAUCUGAUAACAAAGUAGUUUCUACCGUUUCAUAAAUCCUUCAGAAGCCAAAAUGCAUCUAUGGGGGAUUAUACAGUAAAUUUAAAAAGGUACUGGACGCUUCUGACAAUGAAUUCAAAGUGAUUCACAGGAAUUCUCACGAGGCUAUCUACUUAAUGGAAAAGAAAGUUGAAAAUGGAUUUUCUGCAGAAGAAACUCGCAUCUCAACCCUGUUAGAUCGAUUCCAUUCUAGACUGGGUUCCAAACCUAAUGAUGACAUCAGUCAUAAAGUAAACCAAUUAGCGUUACGACUGUCGGAGGCCAAUUGUCCUAGUAGUUCUAUCCACAAGUACCUGGUUGUUCUGUAUCUAUUAUCCAGCAUUAAAAAUCGUUCUCUUGCAGCCAAAGAAUACCAGAAUGAUUUGGAAAUAUCGGUUGCCUCUUUGGAGAAUUCAUAUAACUCAUUAAAGGCUAUUAUUUCAGAGGUCGAUGAUAUGGAAAGGAAUCUGAUAAGGUUUUCCAAUGAUUGGUGUCUUUCUCAAGAGAGCAUACUAUCAGAUAUGCGUUCCAUGCAACAUAUUAAAGAAAAGUAUUCGAGUUUGUCGAAAUCCCUAAGUGAUUCAGACCGUCAAUUAAGUAAUUUAUUGUCAUCUGUGGAAAAAGCACCUGAUCAGCGCCUUCUGAUUUCAUGGAAGAAGGAAAUUGAAAAACUUCAAGAUCGGAAGACAAUAUUGUCUAAUCGUGUUGACCAGUAUAUGGGAAUUGAUACCGAUACCGCAAAAGCUAAAAAACAAUUAGGUGAUGCGCUUUCUCAAAUGGCAUCAGUAGAUUCACAAUUACAGAAGAUAAUGGGCUUCAAUGCAUGGAACUAGAAGCCACCCGUCAGUAUUAAGCAUUUCUUACACCCCAAAAGUUUCUUUUAUCUUUUGUAUUUCACUAAUUACAUAAAUAUAAGUAGUUGCUACGAAAAAACACCUCUUAACCUUUCGUUGAUAUUAUAUUUAUGCUGUGGAUUUACUUAUUAAUUAAAAAAGGUG